This is a messenger RNA of Colletotrichum destructivum, 555 nucleotides long. RefSeq lists its product as uncharacterized. NCBI's taxonomy places the organism in Eukaryota, Fungi, Ascomycota, Sordariomycetes, Glomerellales, Glomerellaceae. Bases 1 to 555 code for a protein of 184 amino acids. The record is from RefSeq and is a predicted model, not a curated record. The transcript has 2 exons.
AUGGCUGAACUCCACGCUCGGCUGGGAGAGGCCUCGAAGGAGGAGCUCGUCCAGGUGCUCGCCGCCAUCUGCGGCCAUGCGCUCACCCGCUCCUUCGUCGAGACCGUGCUCGACUACCUCGACAAGAAGAAGAUCCAGGAGGCUGAGGCCGCCGCCAACCGCCGCAGCCGCCGUUCGUGCACCCGCGCGUCGUCCGAGGUGUCUCAGGUUGGCCCGGGCCAGGCCACCAACAAGACGAUCAAGCGCGCGAUCAAGCUGUGCGAGGUCUGCCACGAGGCGUUUGAGGAGAAGAAGAACCCGAGCAAGUCGUGCUCCUUCCAUCCGGGCUCCUGGCUGAUCGAGUGCGAGAGGGACGGCUUCAUCUGGUUCGAACCCGUCGAGAACGCGGCUGAAGAGUUCAAGGCCGACCCCAAGGCUAUGCGGAUUCUCAGUUGCUGCAACGCCGAGGACGGCAUGAGCAAGGGAUGUGCCGCUACCAAACAUGUCCCCAUGGUCGUCGUGGACGGUCCGCACUACGCCGUCAAGGUCGAGGUCGAGACCGGCUCGGACAACUAA